AUGAAGUAUUGGGUGUUUUGGGUAAUUUUCCAACAGCCUGACAAAAGCUAUGUCAGACUCUGGAAUGGCUUGCCAGAAGAGAGAAUGGGAGGAGAUGGAGGAAUAAGUUUCCGGCAUCUCAACGAAAACUUUGUCAAACUUUGGAAAAGUUUACCAAAAGGGAAAAUGGGGAGAGAUGGAAGGAUGGGGCUCGAAAUUGCAGAGGUUUUAGAGCUCGACAAAAACUCUGUCAAACUUUGGAAAAGUUUACCAAAAGGGAAAAUGGAGAGAGAUGGAAGGAUAGGGCUCGAAAUUGCAGAGGUUUCAGAUGUGAGAGAUAAAUUUUGCUCUCUAGAUGUAGGUUGA
This is a messenger RNA of Prunus armeniaca (apricot), 345 nucleotides long. Lineage: Eukaryota; Viridiplantae; Streptophyta; Magnoliopsida; Rosales; Rosaceae. The record is from the annotation of a GenBank genome assembly.